GAGCAGUUCGUGGUGAUGGAUAUCGGAGAUCUCCAUCAUGAUGGUGUCGAUGCUUUGGACGCCGAGAAGCGCAACAAGUUGCUUCAAGACAACUUGGCUCUGGUGACAGCGACGUUGCACAUGUGCAACGGCCUCGAGAGACAGUUCUCUGUGGAUGAGCUGGAC
This is a messenger RNA of Symbiodinium sp. CCMP2456, 165 nucleotides long. The record is from the annotation of a GenBank genome assembly. Lineage: Eukaryota; Dinophyceae; Suessiales; Symbiodiniaceae.